AUUAAAGAAGUCACUCAGAAGAACUCGGCUACAUCAGACUGCAGGUCAGAUUUGUCCUUGAGCUGCCAACAGAUCAGCUCACCUUUCCUAACCUUAGCCAUUAGAUGAGAGAUUGCAAAAUCGACCCUGCCUGACGCACUGCGCUCUCCUGGAUAAUCCUCAUCAACCAGACAAUCUGAAUUCACUGAAACAGCCCACUUUCACAUCAUAACUGCGCCGGCAAUCAUUCAUCUUCAAGUGCUCUGAUGGAUUACAGUUUCAUUAUGCAUUGUUCCCAUAAAUAAAAGUGUAAUCACUGGCUGACAAUGUCACGACAUCCCUCUUUCAGAUAUAAAGGGAAAACCUAUCGCUCCACCAUCCGCAUCGUCCGCCUCGCAGACCAGAUCCCAGACUUCUGCCGUAAGGUGUGCGUGAAGUUGCAGUGCUGCCCGAACCUCUUCAGCCCUGUCCUCGUCACCGACAAGUGCCCGGAGAACUGCUCCGUUCAGACCAAAACCAAAUACACCUAUUACUAUGGGAAGAAGAGGAAGCUGUCCAAGCCGACGGGAGGAGAGGAGGCAGCCGAGGGAGAGCUGGCCAAGCCGACGCGCCGCAGGAAGAAGAGGAAAGCUAUCUUUGUGCAGAAGAAGAGACGCUCGUCAGCUGUGGACUACACUCCUGCUGGCUCACCGCAGGACAGCGAGGAUGAUGAAGAGAUGGCGCUGCAGUCGGGCAGCGAAGGCACCAGCUCGGAGCCCCGAGAGGACCACACCGACGCCUCCUCGGUGGAGGUGACCAGCAGCCGUCCUCGCCGGGCUGCUACGCUGCGCAGGGCCUUCAGCGCCGGCAACACUCCCAGCAGCCAGGAGGCCCCAGAGGGCCGCAGGAGGUCGACACGCUCGCUGUCGGCUUACAACCAUAACAGCAAGUACCAGCCUCCCAAAGGACAAGACGUGCAGGUGGAGGAGGAGGACGGUCAGCUGGUUUUGGACAGAAACCCUCUCGAGUGGAGCGUCGAUGAAGUCGUUCAGUUUAUCAACUCUACUGACUGUGCGUCCCUGGCCAACAUCUUCCAGGAGCAGGACAUCGACGGUCAGGCCCUGCUGCUGCUAACUCUGCCCACCGUACAGGAGUGCAUGGACCUGAAGCUCGGCCCUGCCAUCAAACUGUGUCACCAGAUAGAGCGCGUCAAGGUUGCCUUUUACAGACAGUACGCCAACUGAUCAAGGAGCAGCAAUGGCAAGUCGCCCACUGAACACCCGCUCAGUGGAAAGAGAAGUUGUGGUCCUGCACCACUGGGAAAUGUUGGAUUAGGUGCCUCCUGGUGGAAAGUUUCGGAAAGAUGGAUUUCCAACUUGGAAGAAGGAGGGAUAUUUUCUGGAGCGGUUGUGAUGGAAAAGCACAAACUAAGUCACAAACAGGAGAAGGUUUCCCUAUGAGAAGCUGAAGGAUGGAUUUAUGGGGUACUGUUGGUGUGAAAAUGUGACGCAGUACCCACAAAAACGUCCCCACUGCCGACUGUGGCGGAACAAAACACAUGGGGGUGGAUCCAUGUGCUUUACUGAACUGUGAAGAAGUUGUUAUGAGAAGCUGAGGACUCGAUUCUGAAGACAUUUGUGUUUAUUUCUUACUUUUCAUUUCUAUUUUUAUUUGUGCUAGAGGAGCAUUUAAGUUAAAAAUAAUCACUGACCAUUGAGAGUUUUCCCCUUUUUGUUUGACGUAACUGAUUCGGAAAGUAUAUAUUUGAAAAGUAUUUAACAAACCAGUGAUUAAUAUAUUUGGAAUAUUUAUUUAAUCUAUUUGAAUUUAGAGAAAAUAAUUGGUCAGUUAUAAAAUAAUGUCAUUAUUAACUCUUUUUCUGCUGAAACAAAGCCCUGAAAGAUGUCUAAGUUAUUCCACAAACAGACAGAGGAUGUGCAUUUAUUUAGAUUUACACUUCAGUUGUGUUUAUGGAGGAGAAACAGGUGUUUGGGGAAAAUAACACCCUCUUAAAUACUUUGUGUUGUGUUGCUCUCUUCUCAUUGUUACAAUCACAUGGAACAAUCAUGUAAGCUAUUUUGUGUCCAUCUAUGCAAAUGUGUUGCAGAUAUUUUUGAUAAGUAAGAAAAUAAAUUUCUAUUGAUUUUUUA
Epinephelus lanceolatus (giant grouper) is the source of this 2108-nucleotide messenger RNA. Lineage: Eukaryota; Metazoa; Chordata; Actinopteri; Perciformes; Serranidae. The record is from RefSeq and is a predicted model, not a curated record.